Molecule: messenger RNA, 538 nt
Organism: Anopheles merus
Lineage: Eukaryota; Metazoa; Arthropoda; Insecta; Diptera; Culicidae
Gene: HINT1
Product: histidine triad nucleotide-binding protein 1
Exons: 2
Coding region: 74-457 (127 amino acids)
Biological process (GO): purine ribonucleotide catabolic process
Cellular component (GO): nucleus; cytoplasm
Molecular function (GO): hydrolase activity
Source: RefSeq, a predicted model, not a curated record
GUGUAAGCAUAUCUGCACUCAACCUGAUCCCUUGCUCCGCCCGGUGCAUGUUGUUUUAUUUCACCCGGAAAAAAUGUCGGAUGAAGUAGCGAAAGCGCAGGCAGCUGACGCCUCAGCAAACGAUACCAUUUUUGGGAAGAUUCUACGCAAAGAAAUUCCCUGCACGUUCAUCUACGAGGAUGAUAAGUGUGUUGCAUUUAACGACGUCGCUCCGCAAGCACCGGUACACUUCCUCGUGAUCCCGCGCAAGACCAUUCCGCAGCUAUCGAAAGCGACGGAAGAGGACGAAGCGCUGCUCGGACAUUUGAUGCUGGUCGGCAAGAAGGUGGCCGCCGAGCAAGGCAUGGAGGAAGGGUUCCGUGUCGUCAUCAACGACGGCAAGAACGGUGCCCAGUCGGUUUACCAUCUGCAUCUGCACUUCCUCGGCGGACGGCAGAUGAAGUGGCCGCCGGGCUAAUGCGAUGUGUUGCUGUACGUACGCUGAGAUAAGAGUGUUUGUUUCUUAGCAAAUAUCGAAUAAAAUAGCAACGGAACGGAA